This is a messenger RNA of Sphaerodactylus townsendi, 8964 nucleotides long. It is a transcript of the gene FBN3, whose product is annotated as fibrillin 3. The record is from RefSeq and is a predicted model, not a curated record. Gene Ontology annotation, molecular function: calcium ion binding. The transcript is spliced from 58 exons. Lineage: Eukaryota; Metazoa; Chordata; Lepidosauria; Squamata; Sphaerodactylidae.
CUCUGCCCAAUUUGGACGAGGGUGUACCUUUCCCCCCCCCCCCUGCCUUUCCUCCAAGGGUCGGGGAAUCUUAUUCCCUUCUUUCUGCCUGGCUCUGAAUUAAACAAAGGAACUUCUGGGCUCAUCUCGGAUUGCGGAACCCCAAAGGGUCAGAAAGACGGCUACCGUUUCCUCCUGUUCGGCUUCAGGGUCCCUGCGGUAGGCCGGUGGUCUUGGGUGGUCACCAGUGGGGCCCACCAUUAUGGGAGCUGCGUGGCUGGCCAGGUUCUUGCUGGGAUGUGCAGCUCUCAUGUGCUACGAGGAGGGUGCGAAGGGCCAGCUGGACAGUGAGCUCCAGGCGGACAGAUUUACAAGCUACGAGCACAAGCAACCACCCAGCCGAGUGAGACGGAGGGGACAAGAUACUCUGCGUGGGCCAAACGUUUGCGGAUCUCGGUUCCACUCCUACUGCUGUCCUGGUUGGAAAACGCUCCCUGGGGGGAACCAGUGUAUCGUCCCAAUUUGCCGGAACUCGUGUGGCGAGGGAUUCUGUUCGCGGCCAAACAUGUGUACCUGCUCCAACGGGCAGCUCUCCCCAAACUGUGGGUCUGCAGGAGUCCAGUCUUGCAGCGUGAGGUGCAUGAACGGCGGCAGUUGCAGUGAUGACUCUUGCAUGUGCCAGAAGGGAUAUACGGGGACUUACUGCGGCCAACCUGUGUGUGAGAGCAGCUGCCAGAACGGAGGCCGGUGCAUUGGACCGAAUCGGUGCGCAUGCGUCUACGGUUUCACAGGCCCGCAGUGUGAGAGAGAUUACCGCACGGGGCCCUGCUUCAGCCAGGUCAGCAACCAGAUGUGCCAAGGCCAGCUGAGCGGCAUCGUCUGCACCAAGACCAUGUGCUGUGCCACCAUCGGGCGGGCCUGGGGGCACCCUUGCGAGAUGUGCCCGGCUCAGCCUCACCCGUGCCGCCGGGGCUUCAUCCCCAACAUCCGCACAGGAGCCUGCCAAGAUGUUGACGAAUGCCAAGCAAUCCCGGGCCUGUGUCAGGGAGGGAACUGCCUCAACACGGUGGGAUCCUACGAGUGCAAAUGCCCUGCAGGCCACAAACAGAGUGAAACCAGCCACAAAUGCGAAGAUGUGGAUGAGUGUACCAGUAUCUCUGGCGUUUGUGACGGCGGCGAGUGCACCAACACGGCUGGCAGUUACGUCUGUGCCUGUCCGCGAGGCUUUAUGACCAGUCCGGAUGGAUCCCGCUGCGUAGACCAACGGAUUGGCACAUGUUUCUCAGCACUAAUUGGCGGGCGUUGUGCAGGCGAGUUGCCCGGCCAAUAUACCAAGAUGCAGUGCUGUUGUGACUCUGGACGUUGCUGGGCUGUUGGACAGACGCCCGAAAUGUGCUCUGUGCGAGGAUCUGAUGAAUACCGGCGGCUGUGCAUCGAGGGCCUCCCUGUGGUCCCAGGUUUCCCCGGCACCUUCCCAGGGGUUCCUGGUUAUGGGCCAAACGGACUUGGCCCAGGCAUCAGUGGCCCAGGUAACUUUGGACCCAAUGGAGCCAAUGGCCAAGGGGGCAUUCCUGGUCUCCCUGGAAUGGGACCCGGCAGCUCAAGCAUUGGAACGGCCACCCUGAACCAAACGAUCGACAUUUGCAAACAUUUCACAAACCUCUGCUUGAAUGGACGCUGCAUCCCUACACCGUCCAGCUACCGCUGUGAAUGCAACAUGGGUUACAAGCAAGACGUGCGUGGCGAGUGCAUCGACAUGGAUGAAUGUUUCAGUAGCCCCUGCCUGCACGGCGACUGUGUGAAUACCCCCGGCUCGUACCACUGCAAGUGCCACGAGGGAUUUCAGAGCACGCCCACCAAACAGGCUUGUAUCGAUAUCGACGAGUGUAUCAUGAACGGAGUGAUGUGCCGGAAUGGGCGAUGUGUGAACACCGACGGCAGCUUCCAAUGCAUCUGCAAUGCAGGCUUUGAAAUCACACCUGAUGGGAAGAACUGUGCGGAUCACGACGAAUGCACCACCACCAACAUGUGCUUGAACGGGAUGUGCAUAAAUGAGGACGGGAGUUUCAAAUGCAUUUGCAAGCUGGGCUUCGUGCUGGCCCCCAACGGACGCUACUGUGUCGAUAUCGAUGAAUGCGAGACGCCGGGGAUCUGCAUGAACGGCUGGUGCAUCAACACGGAGGGGUCGUUCCGUUGUGAGUGCUUAGGAGGCCUGGCCAUCGGCGUGGACGGGCGCGUCUGCCUCUCUGUGCCGCCCUGCCUUCUCUCCCCAGAUGUGCGACUGGAGCAGUGCUACAUGAAAUGGGCUGAGGACGAGUGCACGGAGCCCCUCCCUGGCAAGUAUCGCAUCGACCUGUGCUGCUGCUCCGUCGGCUUGGCAUGGGGCAGCGACUGUGAGGAAUGCCCCAAGCCUGGCUCUGUGGAGUACAAGGCCAUCUGUCCACGAGGACCUGGCUUUGCCAACAGGGGGGAUGUCCUGUCUGGCCGACCCUUUUAUAAAGAUGUGAAUGAAUGUAAGGUGUUCUCUGGACUGUGUACUCACGGAGUCUGUCGCAACACCAUCGGGAGCUUCCGAUGUCUCUGCGGAAGCGGCUUUGCACUGGAUGCUGAGGAGAGGAACUGCACUGAUAUCGAUGAAUGCCGGAUCUCACCAGACCUGUGUGGCCACGGCUCCUGCGUCAACAAACCUGGCAGUUUUGAGUGUGAAUGUUUCGACGGCUACGAGAGUGGGUUUAUGAUGAUGAAGAACUGCAUGGAUGUUGAUGAAUGUGAGAGAGACCCGUUGCUCUGCCGAGGAGGGGUCUGUGUCAACACCGAGGGCAGUUUCGAGUGCCUUUGCCCUCCAGGACAUGAGCUCAUCUCCGAGGGGAACGCCUGUGUCGAUAUCAACGAGUGCUCCCUCAGCAGCAAUUUGUGCCGUAACGGCCACUGCGUCAACAUCAUCGGAACCUACCAGUGUGCAUGCGAUUCUGGGUUCCAGGCCACACCGGACCGGCAAGGCUGUGUUGAUAUCGAUGAGUGCACUAUCAUAAACGGCGGGUGCGAUACUCAUUGCGCCAACUCGGAAGGUAGCUACGAGUGCAGUUGUAGUGAGGGAUAUGCCCUGAUGCCCGAUAAACGGUCAUGCACAGAUAUCGACGAGUGUGAGGAUAACCCAGACAUCUGUGAUGGAGGUCAGUGUACCAACAUCCCGGGAGAAUAUCGGUGUCUCUGCUUUGAUGGAUUCAUGGCUUCCUUGGACAUGAAGACAUGUAUAGAUGUGAACGAGUGUGACCUGAACCCCAACAUCUGUUUGCAUGGAGACUGUGAAAACACCAAAGGAUCAUUCAUCUGUCAUUGCCAGCUUGGCUACUUCGUCAAGAAAGGCACAACGGGUUGUACAGAUAUUGAUGAGUGUGAAAUCGGAGCGCACAACUGUGACAUGCACGCUUCCUGUAUCAACAUUCCCGGGAGCUUCAGGUGCAAGUGCCGGAGCGGAUGGCUGGGUGAAGGCCUGAAAUGUAACGACUUGGAUGAGUGUGCCACUGAAGCACAUAGCUGCAACUUGAAUGCCAAUUGCCUGAACACCCCUGGAUCAUACCGCUGUGCCUGCCGGGAAGGUUUCAACGGAGAUGGUUUCUCCUGCUCAGAUGUGGACGAGUGUGCCGACAACAUCAACCUCUGUGAAAACGGGCAGUGUCUCAAUGCCCCUGGCGGCUACCGUUGUGAGUGCGAAAUGGGCUUCAAUCCCACAGAAGAUAGCAAGGCCUGCCAAGAUAUUGAUGAGUGCGCCUUCCAGAACAUCUGUGUGUUUGGCACCUGCCAGAACCUGCCGGGCAUGUUCCGUUGUGCCUGUGAUGAUGGAUACGAGCUGGACAGGAGUGGAGGCAACUGUACAGACAUCAACGAGUGCGCGGAUCCAGUGAACUGCAUCAACGGCCUUUGUGUGAACACUCCAGGGAGCUAUUUGUGCAACUGUCCCCAAGACUUUGAGCUGAACCCCACUGGAGUGGGGUGUGUAGACACCCGCGUCGGGAAUUGCUUCCUGGAUACUCAGGACCGAGGCGACGGCGGGAUCUCGUGCAGCGCAGAAAUUGGAGUGGGGGUCACCCGGGCAUCUUGCUGCUGCUCCCUUGGCCGGGCUUGGGGUAACCCUUGCGAGCUCUGCCCCCCCGCCAACACCACGGAAUACAAGACCCUUUGUCCAGGCGGCGAAGGGUUCCGGCCCAACCCCAUCACCGUCAUUUUGGAAGACAUAGACGAGUGCCAGGAGCUGCCGGGCCUCUGCCAGGGCGGGAAUUGCGUCAACACUUUUGGGAGCUUCCAGUGCGAAUGCCCUCUGGGCUACUACCUGAAUGAGGACACCCGCAUUUGCGAAGAUAUUGAUGAGUGCUCGGCACACAUAGGAAUCUGCGGCCCAGGGACCUGCUACAACACCUUGGGGAACUACACCUGUGUCUGUCCUCCAGAAUACAUGCAAGUGAAUGGAGGAAACAACUGUAUGGACAUGAGAAAGAGCCUCUGCUACCGCAACUUCAACGACACCUGCGAGAACGAACUCUCGUUCAACAUGACCAAGAAGAUGUGCUGCUGCUCCUACAAUAUCGGGAAAGCUUGGAACAAGCCUUGCGAGCCCUGCCCCACCCCCGCCAGCCCUGAGUACCAGAUUCUCUGUGGCAACCAAGCGCCCGGGUUCAUCAUUGACAUCCACACUGGAAAACCAAUUGAUAUUGAUGAAUGCAGCGAGAUCCCGGCCAUCUGCACCAACGGGGUUUGCAUUAACCAAAUCGGGAGCUUCCGUUGCGAGUGCCCCAUCGGAUUCAGCUACAACAACAUUCUGCUGAUCUGCGAAGACAUUGAUGAGUGCAGCAACGGAGAAAACCUGUGUCAACACAAUGCCGAUUGCCUGAACAUCCCGGGCAGUUACAGGUGCGAAUGUUCCACUGGAUACAAGCUGUCACCGAGUGGAGCAUGUGUAGGCCGUAAUGAAUGCCAAGAGAUCCCCAACGUCUGCAGUCACGGGGACUGUGUGGACACCGAAGGAAGCUACCUUUGCAUCUGCUACAAUGGCUUCAAGGCCACUGGAGACCUGACCAUGUGCAUGGACAUUGAUGAGUGUGACCGUCAGCCCUGUGGGAAUGGCACGUGCAAGAAUACGGUGGGGUCCUACAACUGCCUCUGCUUCCCUGGCUUUGAGCUGACUCACAACAAUGAUUGCAUGGAUAUCGACGAAUGCUCUUCUCUUGCUGGGCAAGUGUGCCGCAACGGGCAGUGUAUCAACAAUAUCGGCUCGUUCCGGUGCCUCUGCCAGGAGGGCUACGACCACACGGCAGAUGGCAAGAAUUGUGUUGACAUCAAUGAAUGUGUUAGCCUCCCGGGGACAUGUUCUCCAGGGACCUGCCAGAAUCUGGAAGGCUCCUUCCGUUGCAUCUGCCCCCCGGGCUACGAGGUGCAGAACGACAACUGCAUUGAUAUCAAUGAGUGCGCGGAGGAGCCCAACAUCUGUCUCUUCGGAACCUGCACCAACACACCCGGAACGUUCCAGUGUAUCUGUCCUCCGGGUUUUGUGCUGUCGGACAACGGCCGGCGCUGUUUUGACACACGCCAAAGCUUCUGUUUCUAAUUCCCUGGGCUUGGAGUGUUGGAAAAGUGCUCUGUCCCGAAGGCCCUUUUAAUUAAUUCUACUCUGGCCCUAUGCUGCUGGCAGCAAAAUGCCCGGAGUUGGCUUGGGUGACCUCAUGAAGCAGCUCCACAGGAGGGAAACGUCGCUUUCCAGGAGCUGUGCCCAUACGGCCAUGGAGCCAUUCCGGGACCAGGAGAUACACGAGAAGAUGUGAACGAGUGCUCCGAGAAUCCUGGAAUUUGCGUCAACGGGGCUUGCAUCAACACAGAUGGGUCAUUCCGAUGCGAGUGUCCAUUUGGAUACAACCUUGAUUACACGGGAGUGAAUUGCGUGGACACAGACGAGUGCUCAAUAGGGAACCCGUGCGGGAACGGAACAUGCACCAACGUGGUGGGGGGCUUUGAGUGUGCGUGCGACGAAGGAUUUGAGCCGGGGCCCAUGAUGACAUGUGAAGAUAUCAACGAGUGUGCCCUGAACCCUUUGCUCUGUGCUUUCCGGUGCAUUAACACCCUCGGCUUCUAUGACUGCACCUGCCCAUCCGGAUACACCCUGCGAGACGACCGGAGAAUGUGCAAAGAUUUGGAUGAAUGUGUUGAGGGGAUGCAUGACUGCGAAUCGCAAGGCAUGAUGUGCAAGAAUCUAAUUGGCACUUUCGCUUGUAUCUGCCCACCUGGGAUGCAACGCAGACCUGAUGGGGAAGGCUGCACAGAUGAGAAUGAAUGCCGAACCAAGCCAGGCAUCUGCCCCAACGGGCGCUGCAUGAACACUGUGGGCAGCUAUCGCUGCGACUGCAACGAAGGAUUCCAAACCAGCUCCUCCGGCACAGAGUGCCUCGAUACUCGCCAAGGAUUCUGCUUUACCGAAGUACUCCAAACCAUGUGCCAGAUGUCUUCCACGAACCGACACCAGGUGACCAAGUCAGAAUGCUGUUGUAAUGGAGGCCGUGGCUGGGGGCCCCAGUGCGAACUCUGCCCAUUUCCAGGCACUGUCCUCUACAAGAAAAUGUGUCCCCAUGGCCCAGGCUACACAACUGAUGGAAGAGAUAUUGAUGAAUGCAAAGUACUUCCCAACCUCUGCACAAAUGGCCAGUGCAUCAACACCAUGGGCUCUUUCCGCUGCCACUGCAGAAUGGGCUACGCCACGGACCUCACCAGUACUUCCUGCCAGGACCUGGAUGAGUGCAAUCAGUCCCCCAAGCCGUGUAAUUUCAUCUGCAAGAACACCGAAGGUAGUUUCCAGUGCUCCUGUCCAAGAGGGUACAUACUUCAGGAGGAUGGGAAAACUUGCAAAGACCUGGAUGAAUGUUCCACAAAGCAACACAACUGCCAGUUCUUGUGUGUGAACGUUAUUGGGGGCUUCAACUGUAAGUGCCCCCCUGGAUUCACUCAGCAUCAUUCUUCCUGUAUCGAUAACAAUGAAUGCACCGCUCAGCCCACCCUUUGUGGGGCUAAAGGACAAUGCUUGAACACACCUGGGAGCUACAACUGUGAAUGCCAGAAAGGGUUUACUCUUGACAGUUCUGGUGGCGGUUGUGAAGAUGUGGACGAAUGUGACGGGAACCACCGGUGCCAGCACGGAUGCCAGAAUGUGUUGGGGGGCUAUCGCUGUGGCUGCCCCCAAGGGUACGUCCAGCACUACCAGUGGAACCAGUGCGUGGAUGAAAACGAGUGCUCGGGAUCGGCGGUCUGUGGCUCGGCUUCCUGCUACAACACACUGGGGAGCUUCAAAUGCAUCUGCCCGUCUGGCUUCGACUUUGACCAGGUCUUCGGGGGCUGCCAAGACGUGAACGAGUGUGCCGCUGGGGGCAGCCCCUGUAGCUACGGCUGCUCCAAUACAGAGGGAGGUUAUUUGUGCGGCUGCCCCAGUGGGUACUUUCGGGCGGGGCAAGGGCACUGCGUCUCUGGGCUAGGGUUUGGCAAAGAAGCCUACUUGCCUGCCCCUCCAGAGGAGGACGAGGAGAACCUCUUGUCCCCAGAAGCUUGUUACGAAUGCAAAGUCAACGGGUAUCCCAAGAGAGGUCGUCACCGGCGCAGCACCAACAGCACCAGUGGGCAACAGGAUCUGGGCGUCAGCUUGGCCAGUAUAGACGUCGAGACCCCCUUGGCCUUGGCACUGAAUUUGUCCGACCUCAGGAGAAAGGAGCACAUCUUGGACAUUCUCCCUGCCGUGGCUUCCCUGGAGAACCACGUCCGCUACGUCAUCUCCCAGGGCAACCAGGACGGCUUCUUCCGCAUCCAUCAGAAGGAAGGCCUCAGCUACCUGCACCUCACCCACCACCAAGCCACUCCCGGCACCUACCUCUUGGAGAUCGUCAGCAUGCCGCUGUACCGCAAGCGGGAACUGCAGAAACUCGAGGCCCUGAAGGAUCUCGACUACCUCGCCGGAGAGCUGGGCCAGGUGCUCAAGAUGAGGUUGCACCUCCAUCUCUUCUAAACCCCCACCCCACCCCCCCUCAAGAGACGGCAACAAAACCAAGAGCUCAGACUGCGCCCCGCCCCGCACCAUCCUGACCCAGUCCCCGGAAACGGGCACCUCCUUCCUCUUGCUGUUUCCUAUCCACCUGCCCACAAGUCUGCCAGGGGGGACCAAAUCUAAAGCAGCCCCGGACCACACCUGUUCUGUCCUCCAAAGCCUUCUCUGCUGGCAGGUGGAUUCUUCCCAGACCUCGACACGGAACCUCUCUGAUUGGCCAAGUUUCUCUGAACAAGAAACUCUGGAGAAGGUCAGACCACGGAGCCGAGCUGGAAGCGUCACCUUCUCAGGAGACUCCUUGCUCUUUCCCGUUGUUCUGCCAUUGCUUUCACCUCCUGCAGGUGAGCUCCCCAAGGCACCUGGUGGGCCACUGUGAGUAGCAGAGAGCUGGACUAGAUGGACUCUGGUCUGAUCCAGCUGGCUUGUUCUUAUGUUCUUGCUCCAGUUUCACCCAAGUUUCUUCCCGGAUCUUGAAUUCUCCACCUUCCCUGCCCUUCUCUCCAAGCUGGAACCGAACCGUUCAGAAUCUGUUGUGGUUUCGGAUUUCUUUUACAUGUACAGAUUUUGCACAGUGUUCUCACGAAGGGCCGCUCCGCUCCCUUUUUUCCAUUUGUCCCUUUGAGCCCGCGCAUUACUCACGUGUGCUUGCAUGCUCCGGCGCAACGGUAUCAGGAUUCUUCCAGCGUGGCACUAAAAAGAACAGUCUCAAUGUGAUUGCUUAUAUUCUGGCAUCACAAUUGGUUUCUAUGCAGGGUUUUACAGAUGUGGCCGGGCAGUCAGUCACGUGGAUGGAAGAAAUGGAUGAAUGGAAAGAACUGAUCUCUGGUUAUCUCACACUUGGUAAUGUUCACAUGUUGGGGAGUCCUCACACAAAAUGGCCUCUCUCCCUCUGAUGCUACUACAUACAUACA